Molecule: messenger RNA, 2883 nt
Organism: Pseudonaja textilis
Lineage: Eukaryota; Metazoa; Chordata; Lepidosauria; Squamata; Elapidae
Source: RefSeq, a predicted model, not a curated record
AUGGAGGCCACAGUCGUUGGCCCUUUGCAACAAACCAAGAUCAAGCCAGAGUUAACUCUUAACAACUCUCUCUUUCUUCCCCUCAGUGUCCCUAAUUCCUGCCCGGCUAGUCCUCGAGGUGCUGGUUCCUCAGGUUAUCGCUUUACCCACAACGUUACCUCUGACCUCCAACUGGCUGCCGAAUACGCAGCAAAAGCUACUUUGGAGCAGCAGACGGACGCCUCCGGUGGAGACAGCCCAAAGGACGAGUCCAAACCACCGUAUUCCUACGCCCAGCUCAUUGUUCAAGCUAUCUCGUCAGCUCAGGACAAGCAACUAACACUAAGUGGCAUCUAUGCUCACAUUACAAAGCAUUAUCCGUAUUACAGGACAGCAGACAAAGGCUGGCAGAAUUCCAUUCGGCACAACCUGUCCCUGAACCGAUAUUUUAUCAAAGUCCCCCGUUCUCAAGAAGAGCCGGGAAAGGGGUCCUUUUGGCGGAUAGACCCUCCCUCGGAAGGCAAGCUAGUGGAGCAGGCAUUCCGAAAACGGAGGCAAAGGGGGGUGUCCUGCUUCCGAACCCCGUUUGGACCUCUCUCUUCCCGGAGCGCGCCCGCCUCCCCUACUCACCCCGGCCUGCUUUCUCCCCACACGAGUGGCCUACAGACUCCAGAGUGUGUGUCGAGGGAAGGCUCCCCGAUUCCUCAUGACCACGAUUUUGGUUCCAAGCUUGCUUCUGUCCCCGAGUAUCGAUAUUCACAAAGUGCUCCUGGAUCUCCCGUAAGUGCCCAGCCGGUGAUCAUGGCUGUUCCUCCCAGGCCUUCUGCGCUGGUGGCCAAACCAGUCGCCUAUUUGCCCGCCUCCAUCAUGACCUCUCAGCAGCCUUCAGGUCACGCGGUUCACGUGGUGCAGCAAGCCCCCACUGUUACAAUGGUCCGAGUUGUGACGACUUCGGCAAGCUCAGCCAAUGGCUACAUCUUGACCAACCAGGGGCCAGCUGGGAGCACCCAUGAUGUGGCAGGGACUGUCCUCGACUUGGCUGGGUUGGACGAGAAACCCACCAUCGCCUUUGCUGCCAUACCGACUGCCAGUCGGGUCAUUCAGACGGUGGCCAGCCAAAUGGGUCAGGGCAUCCCCGGACAGACGGUCACCAUCCUGCAGCCAGCCACCCCCAUGGCCCUCGGGCAGCACCAGUUGCCUGUCCGCACGGUGACCCAAAACGGAAAGCAUGCCAUUCCCACAAACAGCUUAAGCAGUGGGACUUACGCCCUCUCGAACCCCUUGCAAGUCCUUGCAGCUCAGGCUAGUUCCUCCACCCCCGUGGUCAUCAGCCAGACAAGAGAAGCCGGGAUGAAAGAUCCCGACGAGCUUUUGAGAGAACCCGAUAUCAAACGACCCCGAAUCGAAGACCCCAGAGUGGUCGCGGCCUUGCAAACUGGCGUCAUCACCUCCACGGCCCCCUCGGGACAAUCGGCUGGAGAAUGAGGCCGCAGGAAGAUGAGAAGUGGCACCCGAGGCGCUGAGGGAGAGAAAAACCUCUCUCUUUUUUGUUUUUUGUUUUUUUGUUUUCCUAGCAGAACUCUUUUCUUUCUGCAAUUACUUAACACCUGGAUCAUUUCAGUGGGUUUCUUCCCCCCCCCCCGCUUUUUUUUUUUUAAAUCUUCUUUUGAACAUUUGGAAGGACGGGGCAACGUUUGUCAGGAAUGUCGAGGUGCCAAAUGAAUUGGGCAAAAAAAUUUCGAUCUUUCUGGACCCAAGGAAUGAAUUUUACUUCUGUUUUUCUCUUCGGAGAUGUCUUCUUUCUUUCUUUUCUUUCUUUCUUUCUUUCUUUCGAGAUUUUUAAAAAAAGAGACACAGACCAUUUUGAUUGUUUGGGAUAUUUCUCUAUCCCUCCUGGCCUUCCUUUUAAUUUUCACCCCUUCCUCGUUUUUCCUUUUUACGCAUGGUAGUUUAUGUGCGAGCAUACUAAAAAUGCAGGACAGAGACACGAACUUCAGGUGGGAACAUCUGACCUCAAAAACAGGUUUAUUUUUAUUUUUGUUUUUGUUUUUCACUCUCCAAGGAAGAGAAGUGCAUCAUCCUAUUUUGUAUCUCAGAACUCCAACUGAUGAAAAAUUAUCUGCAAAAAAAAAAAAAAAAUUACUUGCAAAGCAAUAUCAUACUUCGGUAACUGCCACCUAAAACGGCGGAUACGUGUUUAUAUUUCCUUUGUGUUGCCUACCUGCAGUCCAGUUCACCUUCUGACAAUGGGGUGUCAUACCCUUACCCCAAAUCUUCAUCCCAGAGCACAGUAAAAUUAGUUUAUCCCAGUUAGACGGCUUCCAAAUGGCAUUCGAAGCCUAAACUUCCCAGAAUUCUUAGCCUACUGGACAGAUGGGGGGGGUGGGGAUUCUGGGAAUUGCAGUCACAGCCUACCUCAUUGGGAUGGCUGACCUACACAGCACUUGGCUCCACAGGUGCCUUUUGGAGAAAGAGAGAAAAGUUUUAUUUUAAUUGUUGUCUGUUGAAUAAAAACAGCCAAUGGUGAUUCAAAAAGGUCCAAAAUUUGUGGAUCUUUUAAAGAAUUGUCGUACCUACAGGCUUGUAAAACAACCGCGUGGGUUCCUUAAUUUCAUUCCUGUUGAUUUUUGACAGAGAAGGAAUAGAAUUUUUAAAAUAUUUUUAACCUUUAACGGAUAGUUCCCGGGAGAGCUCUGUUGUGUUAUGGUUCGAGCGUUGGACUUUCAUCUAGAGAGAACCAGGUUUAAAAGCAUGAAACUCUCUGGGUAAACCUUGGACCAGCCAUUGUUUUGUUUCAGCUUAACCUACCUCACAGGGUUGUUGUGAGGACAAAGGGGGCGGGGGGGUGAGGAGAGCUAUGUAUGCCACCUUGAGCUUGGAGGAAAGGCAGAAUACAUAAAUAAA